AUGGCGGACGCGCUGAUCGGGCCGCUGGUGGGGAGGCUCCAGGAGCUGGCGCUGAGCCAGGCGCGGGCGCUGGUGGCGGUGAACAAGGACAUCCGGAGGCUCCGCGACAAGCUCAUGUUCCUGCAGGCCUUCCUCCGGGAGGCUGACGCCAAGCGCCACCUCUUCUCCGACGAGAUCACCAGGGUGUGGCUGCAGCAGACGCGCGACGCCGUCUUCGACGCCGAGGACGCGGUCGACCACUACUACCUCCAGGUCGACAUGUCAAGGUAUCCAUGGUGGGCUCGUCCAAGUAUGAGAUAUGUUGCAACCUUUACAACACAAGUAAGCAUGCGACACAAGCUAUCUGCAAAAGUAAAGGAUAUCAACUCGAGGCUCGAGGACAUCAUUGAAAACAAAGACAGAUACAAAAUGGAGCUCAAUAACACGAAGUCGGAAUUAACAUGGAAAGCUUCUACAUCAAUAUCCUAUGCCCAUAGAAAUAUGGAUGAUUUACUGCCACCACAUGUGCCAAUACACGAAGGUUACCAAAAGCAACUGGAGAAUGUUCUUCUUACUCCCAUUGAUCAUGAGAAACUACAGAGUCAACAUCACCAUCCGGUCGUGAUCUCAGUGUUUGGAAAAAGCGGUGUUGGCAAGACAACUCUCGUGAGAGAAGUAUAUGAUAAAAUAGCUAAGAAGAAAAUUUUCCCUGUUCAUGCUAUGGAGAGUUUUGCACCCUAUAUGACGGCUAGCAAUAUCAUGUGGCAAAUCGUUCAAAAGCUGGCAAAGGAUGAUGAGAAUUGCACUAGAAGUGAUGUCGACAAAAAUUUUAAAGAUCAACUAAGAGGAAAAAAAUACUUGCUAGUGAUAGAUGGUGAAGUUAGCAGCACUGAGUGGAAGAACAUUCUGCAUAACCUCAAAGUUGGUGCUGAAGGCAGUAGAAUACUACAUAUCACACAACAUAAACCAGAAGAGCCACCUGUCAGCUAUCAUCAUGAAAUCAUCAAGUUACAAUCUCUUGGACAGAAGACUGCUAUAGAACUGUUCCAUAAGAGGCUACUCCAUAUUGAAGUACAAGAUGAAAAAUUGCAUGAGCACCACCAAGAAAUCCACAAUAUCACCGAAGGGUUGCCACUUGGUAUUGUUCUUUUAUCAGGUCUUGUACAAACAAAGGAAUUUCCUAGUGAGUGGACCAAUGUAUUUGACUAUCUUAAGUCCAGCCAAUCAAAGCGACUACACAGGAUACUAUCUUUGUGCUUUGAUGAUCUUCCACAUGAGCUGAAAUGUUGCUUCCUCUACUUUGCUGCAUUGCCGGCCAACAUCAAGAUUGAGUCCCAUAGAUUGGUGUGCAUGUGGAUGGCAGAGGGAUUCCUAAGACCAAGAGCGGGGAAGACAAUGGAGAAGGUGGGAUACAUCUACUUGAAUGAGUUGAUUGCAAGAAAUCUAGUUAAGCCUGUGCAUAUGGAUGAGGAAGAUACAUCUAGUGCUGGGAGUAUCUUUGUCACCAUCCAGAACAAAGUCCAUGAAUUUUUGCAGUUUGAAGCACAAGAGGCAAGUUUUGUGGAAGUCCACAGCGGUGAUGACAUCCCCACAUUGACAAGUGCUCGUCGCCUCUCUCUGCAGAAUUCCACAGAUAAAUAUGCUGUCCUAGCCAGUUCUUUGCCGAAGCUACGAUCCAUCUUCUCACAUUUUGAACAAGAUGCCAAAGAUCCCAAAGAGAAUCAAACUUAUUUAUGUUGCUCGCCUCAAAUUAGGGAAAUCUCUAAGUGGAAGAGGAACAAAGACAUCAAAUCUCAUAUACAAGGAUUAUUGCAUAGAUCUGAGUUCCUUCGUGUCAUCAAUCUACAAGGCAUUGAGAUUGGUAAGAGGUUGCCAGAUGAAAUAGGAAAUGUUGUGCAUGUGCAUUACCUUGGAAUUACAUCUUGUUCAUUAGAGGAAAUCCCACGAUCCAUUGGAAGGCUCACUAGUCUUCAAACACUAGAUGUGAGGGAAACUAAAGUUCGGGAGCUCCCAUUGGCCUUCUGGAUGAUUAAGACACUAAGGCAUGUUUUUGGUAGUUUCCUGAAAUUUCCUAAGAAAAUUGGCAGGUUGAAGCACCUACAGACACUUGACUCCAUACAAAUUGAUACAUUGGAGGAAGAAUUGGUUGGGACAUUAGGUGAGAUGAUCCAUCUUGAGUACUUAAGAGUUGGGUAUUCUCCAGAAGUCAAUGUGGUGUCUCUCUCAAAUGCUCUAAAUAGGCUUGAGAACCUUAGGACUCUGAUCAUAAAAGGUGAAAAUAUUCCAUCAAGUGUGUUCACUAGCUACACCCAUCGCCGCCUCAAGUUCAUAGUGCUAGAAGGAAAGCUGGAUUUGCCAUCUAAGUUGGAUGGUGUCUUUUUCCUUCCUAAUCUCGUUACUCUUUCACUGGUGAAAACAAGUAUAUCUCAAGAAUUCAUUGACAAGUUGGCUGAGUUGCCCUUUCUUGCCACCCUUUCCUUGUAUUCCAACUCCUGCAAGGAUGACCAUCUUGUCUUCUCUGCUGGUGGAUUUCGUUGCCUGAAGAAACUCAUGAUGGAUGUGGAAGAACUGAAGAGAGUCGAGGCAAACAAUGCGCUUCCAAAACUCAAAGAGUUGGAUAUUCACUCCCACUAUGGUGAAUAUUAUUGUCUCUUUAUUAAGGAAAACACAGAUAAUAAGAAGAAUUUUAUGGUUGAUCUCAAAAAGGAAAUUGUUGAAAGGAAAACGUCGAUCAUAAGAAGACUAUUUGGUUGA
Triticum turgidum subsp. durum (durum wheat) is the source of this 2733-nucleotide messenger RNA. The record is from the annotation of a GenBank genome assembly. NCBI's taxonomy places the organism in Eukaryota, Viridiplantae, Streptophyta, Magnoliopsida, Poales, Poaceae.